Messenger RNA from Strongylus vulgaris, 216 nucleotides. The record is from the annotation of a GenBank genome assembly. Lineage: Eukaryota; Metazoa; Nematoda; Chromadorea; Rhabditida; Strongylidae.
CUGCCCUUCCAACGCCUCGUCCGCGAAAUCGCUCAGGACUUCAAGACUGAUCUGCGCUUCCAGUCUUCUGCUGUGAUGGCCCUCCAGGAAGCUUCUGAAGCCUACCUUGUCGGUCUCUUCGAGGACACCAACCUGUGUGCCAUUCACGCCAAGCGUGUCACCAUCAUGCCAAAGGACAUUCAGCUUGCUCGCCGUAUCCGUGGAGAACGUGCAUAA